Molecule: messenger RNA, 5058 nt
Organism: Dermatophagoides farinae (American house dust mite)
Lineage: Eukaryota; Metazoa; Arthropoda; Arachnida; Sarcoptiformes; Pyroglyphidae
Source: RefSeq, a predicted model, not a curated record
UUGAACAAUAAAGAUUUGUCCUUCAAUUUAUUCACCAUUGAUUGACUGUUUUUUAUGUUAUAUUACUGGUGAUAAUUUUUACAAAGAACCAACAUCCUUGACCGGAUCGAAAAAAUCAUUACUGUAUUUUUGAUGGGCUCUUGUUAUUCGAAUUUAACCAAUGCUAAUCCUAUACUUUAUCAUCAAAAUCUACAGCUAGAAAAUUUACCAUCAGAUUGUAAUAAUAAUUCAAUUUUUAUUAUUGAUUCUUCAAUUCAAAGAAAUCAAAAUUUAUCUGAAUUAAAUUCUAUUUCUAACAUUUCUAAAAACACGGCUAAUUUGCCUAAUUCAGUUUUGCAUUCUGAAACUGAAAAAAAUAAAUCUAAAUCCACACAAUCAGCUAGUAAUUCCAACAACAAGAUUGAUCAUCAUCAUAAAACAAAACAAUCGAAUCAAUCAACAUUUGUUGUACCGAUUCUUCGACAUAAAAAAAACAUUCAGCAAUCAUCAUGUGAUCAACGUCGGGUAGCCAUUUCUCCAAUUCACCAAAAGUGCCUUAAAAAUACUCACCAAAAUCAUAAGAGUUCUUCAUCACGUUCAUCAUCAUUAUCAUCGGCAACAUUGACGCCAAAACGAUCAAAAUCUCCAUUACAAGAGAAACCGAAAACCGCUCCUGGAUAUCAAAAAAAAUUGUUUCGAAGAAUACGUGAUACAAUAUUGUUGAGAAAAAAUUCCAAACAAUCUUCAAACUCACAUCAAAUUAGUAAAUCAUCUCAUUUACAACAAAAUCUAAAGUUUAACAAUGAUGAUGAUGAUGAUCAGUUCAUUGAAAUCGACACUACUACUACUUAUAAUGAUGACCAACGAUCAAAUUUUGAUUCAGAGAGGCAAACAACCUUGAUACAAACUUAUCAAGUUUCAUUUGUGCCAGAGGUUUCUGAAUUAUUAGAAGUAGUUUUGUCAUCAUCAUCAUCUGAUGAUGAUGAUGCUGAAAAAAUUGAUGAUUAUUCAUUGAAUAAAAAAAAGAAAUCAAAAAAUUUUCUAAAACGUUUUUAUCUAACCAAAUCUGGUCGGUGGAAAAAAUCGAAAACACGUGACAACAAAGUGAAUGAGAAAAAAAGAAAAAUUAAUACUAGUGAUGAACAUGAUGGAACAAUGUCUCGAAUGAAACCACCAUCAACAUAUGUACAUCAUUCUUCAUCAAAUAAUCCAUCAUCUAAUUUUCACCAAAAUUUCAAUCAUCAACAACAGUUUAACAACCAUAAUAAUGAUGUUUCCGAUGGCGGUAACAUUGCAUCAUCAUCAUCAUCAUCAUCAUCGACUAAACCAUCAUCAUUUUUCAGUCAUGGUAACAAAAUUAUCAGUUCCGGUCUUGUAUCGAAAAAGACUGAACAAUUUCAGCAACAUAAAUUGUUAGAAAAUAAUAAUAGUUAUGGUGCAAAUGAUGUUGAUAGAACUGUGGAAACUACUACUAUCAAUAAAUUGAUGAAUAAUGAUGGAUUGAAAAUCAAUCUAACAGGAAAAAAUAUUGUUGCUGAUUGUUCACAACAAUUCAAAACAAGUAAAUUAUUACCGCCAACACAAAUCACAUCAUCAAAUGUUGCUUCAUCAUUAUUUCGUGGUUUACGUUCUCGAAUACCGUCAACGACAUCCAAAUCAACCGGUAAUGUAAAUAGUCAACUUCCGCCAAAUCAACAGCAUAAUUCUACUAAUGUUUCGACAAAAAUCAGUACAUUAUCAAAUAACAAGGAUAAAAAUAUAGCAAAUGGUAAAUCAAAAUCUUCUAAGAAUUCGCUCAUAAAACCUAUAUCGGCACCUACGUUAGCUUCUAAUGAAAUCGUUUCGAGUUCUUCAUCUCGUUCAUCGUCAUCAUCAUCAUUGAAUCGUGGCGAAAAUUUUUCAAAGAAAUCAAAAUUACCGAAUUCUCAGAAACCGAUUGUGAACAAUAUAUGUGAACCUCAAAUAAAUCAGGUUCGUAAAUCUUCUUCAUCAUCGAAUUUAUUGGCAUCAACUGAUUUUUCUGUAUAUCAGACUGGUCCAGCCUUACCUCCAAAGCCUUUAUCAGCACAACAAAAGCCAUCGACCAUAAUCGAUAAGACUUCAAAAAUCAACAAAUCGCAUACUGCACAGGCUAAAACAUUAUUGUUAUCACCGAUUCGGACACAACAAGCACAGAUUGUUUCGGUUUCUACCAAUUCUGUUGUACAAAGCAAAAUACCAGAAACGAUAACUUCAAGAGAACAAAAUUCGUUAAAUAACUAUCAGCCACCCGAUGUGAACUGUAUUGGUAUACCCACAAAACCGAUUCAAUCGAUUGCAAAUCAUAAUAUAAAUAAUAAUAGUAAUAGACAACAGAGAAUUAACUUUCUUUAUGGGAAUAUUGUACAACAGCCGGCGAAUAGAUCAAAUAUGUCUCAACAAUCUCUACCUCUUUUUACAUUGACAAAUAAUCAACAAUCUUCAUCCAUACCGCAUCAACAGCAAUCAUGUAUACGUAGGCCAUUAUAUUCGACACAACCAUGUAUGACAAACAUCAAUACAGUCAAAACCAGUCAUAAUGUUGCUAAUCCGGUGCAAUGUCAUGGUGUUGGCCGAAUCAAAUCAAAUUUCAAUGCUCAUAUUCCCAAACAAUCGGAAAUGGUUGGAUCUUCUGCUAUAUCCACAACACAUCACUAUUUUAAUCCAUAUAGCCGUCAUCCACCAUCACAUUCGAAUUCGAAUGUUCGCAAUAAUAAAUUUCAGCCAUCCACAUCAAUCAAUAAUGUUCCUUCAAACAAUUUAUAUCGAGCCGUACCAACAACCAUUACAUCAUCAAAUAUUCCACAAGGUUCUAGCCGAACUGCUGUCGUUAAUGAUAAUAAUCAUAAGAAUUCAUCGUCCAAAAAUUUUGGCGCUUCCAAGGAAAAUUUUCGCAGAGAAUUUCCAUUAAAUCAUCCAAAUUUACAACCUCCGACCACGAAUACAAUUAGCAUGACAACAUUGGAAGAUUUUUAUGUUUCCAAAAAUAAUCAUAUUGCUCGGGAUGUUCCCAUAACGAAAAAACGUCAAGUAGAAGAUAAUAGCCAUGAAAAGCAGAUCAUACUACCUGCCGAUGGGCUUGAUGUUUCCGAACAUGGAACAUUCUCAUGUUGUUCUUCAUCUGUUUCGAUGGCUGAUGACGAUUUUGAUGAUGACCUCGAUGGCUUAAGUUCAGGAUCCUAUUCUUUUCGCACUGAAGAUCUUUUGCAUCGCAAUAAUAAUGGAAAUAAACUUGGUGUGUCCACCUCUUCUGCUCAAUUGAUGUCAUCUAUUAUAUCAAAUAAUGAUUUCGUUAAAUCGACAUUGUCAAAUAUCACACAACCAUUAUCUGCAUCGAUAUGUUCCACAGCCAGUACGACAUCUAGUUUUGUAUACGAUUGUCAACAAUCGAAUGGCCAUCAUCGAGCUCACCGGAACGACAAUCAUUAUCGAGCACGCAAUGGAUCAACUUCUACAUCAUCAUGUUCAAAUCGUGAUUUAUUUUUAAUUGAUGAUGAAAUUGCCGAUCAACCCGCAUUGCUCAUUGGUGAUGCUGCUGAAAUUGCUAAACAACGAAUGAAUCUAGUUCUAACUUCGAAUGAUUCAGUCGAAAAAGAUUGGGUCAUGUCUCCGACAAAAACAUUAACACCAUCAUCUAAUUCGACAAAUGCUAAUUCUGGUUCCUCAGUUGAACUUGCUUCUGUAUCCAAUAUUGAAGAUUUUCCAUUGAAAGAAACUCCUCAUCAAAAGACAUCCAUAACAAGUUCUACUACUUCUUACGAUUCAAUGUUGCAAUCAUUAAAUAAUGAAUUGGAAAAUUUAAUUUUGCAAACAACUAAAAUCGAUAAUCUAUCACAAUCAUUUGAUACAACUGAAAUUAUCUCCGAUUCGAAUAGUGUAUCAGAUGAAAAAAUUCUGACCAGUCAGAACAAUGAUACUAGUCAAAAUACCAAACGUUUGGCUUCAUCAAAACUUCGCAAGCGUCAUUCGUAUACAUCAUCAAAUACAACAAACACGCAGAAUAAUCUUCACAAAGUUCCUGUAUUCAGACGUCCUCGUCCAUUAUCAUUUGUCGAGAAUCAGGAUGGUUCUUAUGGAUUAGAUUCACCUUCUUUACGUGCUGUUGCUCAAGAUUUAAUCGGAAUCAAAACUUUAUUAUUCCGUUUACAAAAUGUUUUGCAAAAUUCUGAAACUCAAAAUCCAUUCGAAAAUGCCAAUAAUCAUCGAUACUCAUAUGAUUCGACUUCAACGAAAUCUUCGACACCAGUAUCAACAACAACACCGGGUUCACAUCACACAGAUCAUUCCUUCGAUGAAACAGUGCAAUUAUUACGAGAAGAAAAUUUUGAUCUACGUCAACAUUGCCAGCUGUUGGAACAAAAAUUGGUCGAAAAAGAUCAUACCAUACGACUUUUGCAGCAACAAAUGUCUAAAUAUACUAUGACCAACUUUAGCAAUCAUCGUCAAAUAAUUACUGCUGAUAGAAAAAGUGGUUUUCAACUUUCUGAAGAUUUGCAUAAUAAUAAUAUGCACCCGGGAGAAAAUCUUCAACAAUUGUCAAAUUCAACAACUAAUAAUUUUCCACAAAAAUCACUCAUAAAUUCAACAACACAAACAGAGCCCCUGUUUGCUAAUCUGAUUAAUCGUGAAAAUAUUGGGAAAACAUGUAAAUUUCGCAACGAUAAUAAUAAAGAUGGUGGUGACAAUAAUAAUCAUGCUACUAGUGGCCAGUGGAUAAGGAACAAAAAUGUACGAAAUGUUGAUAGUGGACAAUAGCUGAUAAUUUUCAAGUUUGGCAGCAUCGAAAAUGGAAAAUUAUUGCACCAAUCUCAAUUUAUCAAUAACGCAAUAAGAUGUACAGAUUUAUAAAAAAAACAUAUGUUAUUGGUUGAUUACUGUGAUUUGUAGCGCUUUGAUUUGAAAAUAAUCCAUACUCUUGUAUCUUUCUACAAGUUGGAAGGAAAUGAUACGAAAAAUUGUAAUUUUUGAUAUAUUAUAAAUUUAUAUCUGAUCCUAUCCUAUUUUUUUUCUUUCCUGAAAAAAUAUAAUAAUGAUAAAUAAAAAAAAAAUACAAAAAAUCGA